AUGAGUGACGAAGAAAUGGCAGCUAUUUACAUCCGUAGUGAUGAUGCUGGGGGCGAUAAUACCGCUAUUGCCCCAUUUAGCUGUCACCAGUGUCGCAAGAGCAAGCUGAAAUGUGACCGUACAAGGCCAUGCUGCGGUCGAUGUCGCAAACAAAAUUAUGAAUGUAUCUACUCCAACUCUAGACAACCUUAUCGAGCCAGAAAUCGAGGACAAGUAAAAGAUUUGGAGGCCAAACUUGAACGCCUCGAGCAAAUACUGCAAGCGUCUCAAAAGACGAAAACGUCCUGUUUCGGUGAUAGUCAGUACAGAGACGAUGCUCUUUCACUUGCCGACAUAACACCACCAAGCCAACCAGAUGACCAUGUUGCGCGGCUGGAUCUUUCCGAUGGAUCGCUUCCUCAACAUCUCAUUGAAACGCUGAUGAAUAUAUACUUCGAUAAUAUCUAUCAGCCUCCGCCCAUGUUACAUCGGCAGCGUUUCAUGACAUCUCUCGUCGAGCCCGAUCAUAUGAAGCCGCCAAUGUGCCUUCAGUACAUCGUAAUGGCAUUUGCUGCAGAGACCACCGAUUCAUACCGCCACCUAGGCACGAUGCUUUACAAGCGUGCUAGAACGCUUCUACAAGAACAUGAAUUCGGGGGGCUUGGAACCAGCUCCCUCUUGUUAGGCCAUGUACAAGCCUGGGCACUAAUGUCUUGUUUUGAAGCCGAACAUACCAUGUUUGCAAAGGCUUCCAUCACUCUAGCAUCCGCCUUUAGAGCUGCACAGAUAUUGAAUCUGCAUCAGGUCGAUAGUCUCCAGCCAUAUGGGAAUUUUGGAACGGACUGGAUCGAGCUCGAGGAGCGUCGUCGCACGUGGUGGACCAUAUUCUGUUUUGACCGCUUUGUUUAUGCAACAACAGGAUGGCCGGCUUUGAUCAAUGAUCAAAAAAUGAACACCCGUCUUCCAGCUUCGGAUGAAGCGUAUACAUACGGAAUAGAGGAGCAACCGAAAUUUCUCGGAGAUCAACUUCUCGAAGCUGAACCACACUCGUCUUUCGCAGGCAUGGUUCUUACAGCGCAGAUCUUCCAUCGAACCAUAGAGCAUAACAGCUCGGAUCACAGUCAAGAGCAGUUUGCCAACGUUUCGAGCGAUGAAGUAUACUGGCAAAGACAUCGAGAAAUCGACAAUGACCUCAAGUUCAUGCUACUUAUGUUACCAAAGACUCUCUGUCUUCCUGAAAACUACAAAAUCCAUAAUGCCGUAUUUGUCAACGUCAUGCUACACACGGCUACCAUAUGUCUCCAUAGAGCGGCAUUGUGGAGGAUGAAGUCGAAUUUGCAGGGGCUGCCAAGUUAUAUGAUUCGGUUGUCGCAAGACCGUCUAGUUCCGGCUGCGGAAGAGAUUCUGAAUAUCUUCAAAAUGGUACCAGAACUCGCAACGACCUUUGCCAAUCCCCUUAUCUGUUUCUCGGCAUACAUGGCCGCUUUGGUCUUCCUAUCUAAUACAUCUCCUGUCGAACCCGAUAUACACAGUGAGGAAACUUUGGAUUUCAUACUAAGAAUUAUGGUAGCAUUUGGGGAUACCAAUCUCGUCGCCAAAGCUGUGGCGAAUGAAAUCGUGAAAGAGAUGAGUCAAUGUGGCAUUACAUCUGCAAAUAUGUGCAAAGUAGACUUGCAGGACACAACCAUCGAAUUCCCACUGCUUGCCACUCAGCGACGAUACUCUACUUUCCCGUUGGUUUGA
Messenger RNA from Fusarium coffeatum, 1722 nucleotides. RefSeq lists its product as uncharacterized. Gene Ontology annotation, molecular function: zinc ion binding; DNA binding; DNA-binding transcription factor activity, RNA polymerase II-specific. Gene Ontology annotation, biological process: regulation of DNA-templated transcription; DNA-templated transcription. Gene Ontology annotation, cellular component: nucleus. NCBI's taxonomy places the organism in Eukaryota, Fungi, Ascomycota, Sordariomycetes, Hypocreales, Nectriaceae. The record is from RefSeq and is a predicted model, not a curated record. Bases 1 to 1722 code for a protein of 573 amino acids. The transcript is spliced from 6 exons.